AUGGGAACUACCGAGAAAACUAAUCUUCUCGAUAGGAAAACUUGUGAGAAUGCUUCUACAUCCGAACAUGUUAAAGUUUCACGAAUUGAAGUUCCAACAAUUGAAGAAGUGAUAACUUCUACGCCUCAACCGAUUCCAGUUCCAACAAUUGAAGAAGUGAUAACUUCUACGCCGGUUCAAGUUUCAAGAAUUGAAGAAGUGACAACUUCUAUGCCUCAACGAGUUGAAGUUGUAGAUGAUUUUUUGAAUUCUUUAGAACGUGAUCCUGGAAAGCGUUCCCCAAUAUGGUCAUAUUCACCAAAUCAUAUCGAUCAAAUACGGAGAGCUUAUUUGAAAUGGGGUUCAUAUCGAAUCCUUUUAGAAGAAUAUCCUUUGUCCGGUAAAGAGAAUCAUCUAAGACGGUUUCAACACACUUGGUUCGACAUCUUUCCUUUUUGGCUAGAAUAUUCACCUUCAAAGGAUGCCGCAUAUUGCUUACCAUGUUAUCUUUUUAGCAAAGAACCAAGUGUCUUUAUUACUACAGGUUUUAAAGGUUGGAAAAGACUUGUCAAGAGACAUGAUGAGUUACAAGAAGCCCAACUAUUAGAAAUUGAGCAUUUGUUGGAGAUUGAUGAGAUCAUUACCGGUAAAGGUGAAAAUCAAAUUGGUACUUUGUCAAGAGCUGCGACUACUCGUUGGGGAUCACAUUUCAGGUCUAUUUGCAGCUUGAUGAAUAUGUAUGAAGCAACUUGCCGUGUUUUAAAAACAUUAUCAAAAGAAGGACUAAGUUAUAUUACACGCGGGGAAGGUAAUAGUGGUUACAAUUACUUGAAGGAAUUCGGUUUCAUACUGAUCUUGCAUUUGAUGAAAGAAAUUAUGGGGAUAACAGAUGUGCUUUGUCAAGCUUUGCAAUCACAAUCUCAAGAUGUGGUUAAUGCUAUGAAUUUAGUUCGUGCAACAAAAACUCUUAUUCAAGAACUGAGAGAAGAUGGUUGGGAUAAAUUGUAUACUAAUGUGACGUCUUAUUGUGUAAGACAUGAUAUUGAGAUUCCGGAUCUUAAGUGUACUCAUUCAGCAACAAGAUUAGGACGCUCUCGUCUUGAAGAGAAUCAGGUCACAGUAGAGCAUUACUUUAAAGUUGAGAUAUUUUUUGCUAUCAUUGACCAACAAUUACAAGAGUUGAAUAGCAGAUUUAGUGAGGAAGUAAUGGAGUUGUUAACUCUAAGUUGUGCUUUGAAUCCCAAAGGUAAUUAUAAAGCUUUUAACAUUGAUACUAUAUGCACUCUAGUUGAAAAAUAUUAUCCUAUGGAUUUCAAUGAGCAAGAGAAGAUUACUUUGCAAUUUCAACUUCGGCAAUUUCUCGUUGUUGCUCGCCAAUCAAAAGACUUGAACAAUUUAUCAACUAUUCAAGAGUUAUGUUCAUGUUUGGUUGCAACUGAUAGGGCGACAAUCUACUACUUGAUUGAUAGAUUACUCCGUCUUAUCAUGACUCUUCCAGUUUCUACGGCUACAACCGAGAGAUGUUUUUCAGCAAUGAAAAUUAUUAAGACUAGGUUGCGAAACAAGAUGGAGGGUCGGUUUCUAGCCGAUAGCAUGACUGUUUACAUUGAAAGGGAAAUCGGUGCAAGUAUUAGUUCAGAUCUUAUAAUUGAUGAUUUCAAGGCACUUGGUACGCGUAGAUUAUUAUUUUAAGGUAUGUAGUUAAAUUUACAUAUGAUCAACUUUUUGUAUGCACUAUAAGUUUCAUAAUUAAUAUAUAAAUAUAUUGUAGUUUAUUUUAG
Messenger RNA from Trifolium pratense (red clover), 1760 nucleotides. RefSeq lists its product as uncharacterized. NCBI's taxonomy places the organism in Eukaryota, Viridiplantae, Streptophyta, Magnoliopsida, Fabales, Fabaceae. The coding region runs from base 1 to 1671 and encodes 556 amino acids. The record is from RefSeq and is a predicted model, not a curated record. Gene Ontology annotation, molecular function: protein dimerization activity. The transcript is spliced from 3 exons.